This is a messenger RNA of Xenopus tropicalis (tropical clawed frog), 666 nucleotides long. RefSeq names its product synaptogenesis protein syg-2-like. Bases 22 to 642 code for a protein of 206 amino acids. The transcript has 3 exons. The record is from RefSeq and is a predicted model, not a curated record. NCBI's taxonomy places the organism in Eukaryota, Metazoa, Chordata, Amphibia, Anura, Pipidae.
AAUCUUCAAGGGCCAACAGUAAUGACGGAAGGAAUCCCUGUCGCUAUCAGAUGCUCAGUAGAACAUACCUGUGGCUCUGAUCCUCCAACUCUCCGGUGGAACAAGAGGCAGUAUCUGCCUAGAACAGGAAAACAAUAUAUCUCAGAAGGGAGAUGGGAAGCUAUAUCGGAAAUAACAUAUUCCCCUACAUAUGAGGAUGAUGAAACUGAAAUACAGUGUUCAGCCACUUACCCUAAUGGGCAAACCAGCCACAAUGCAGCUCCACUCAACAUUAUAUAUGCCCCCAGGGAAGUGCAAAUUGUUAUGUAUGAAAGAGAAGAUGGAGGUGUUGACUUAAAGUGCAGUUUCUCAAGUAGCCGUCCUAAUGUAACCCAGUUUACAUGGCUGAGAAAUGACGUCCCUAUGAUAACUCGGGCAGAGCCAAUCAUAACGCUGGAAAAAGCUGAAGAAAACGCAGGGGAAUAUCGAUGUAUUGCUCACAAUAAGGCUGGAAAUUCGUCUUCUGAUAAACAAGUUGCCAUUCAAUUUAAUGAUGUUUCAACCUCAACAAUCAACUACAUCAACUACAUAAGACUUGGCAUUGGGAUCCUCAUUGUUCUGCUCACCUUAUUCAUUGUUAUUUUACACUUCAGAUUCUGGUAAGGCAACAGCUUUCUCUCUUUUUCA